AUGAAUGCAGAUCCUCCAGACAUGAAGGUCUAUUUUAUAUGGGACCACCUGCAGGCCUGGCACAUGGACUCGGUAUCUGAGUGGCCAGGAGCCCAGCUUGAGGAGAAGAUGAAACACCAGAAGUUCAGGCUGAGGAAUCCUCUGCUGCGGGAGUGCCUGGCUGAGUUCUUUGGGACAUUUGUCGUGCUGGUCUUCGGCUGUUCGGCUGCAGCGCAGGUCAAGACCAGCCGAGAGACAAAGGGCGAGUAUCUGUCGGUCAACAUGGCCUUCUCUGUGGGGGUGAUGUCCGCCAUGUACCUCACCAAGGGCAUCACAGGCGCCCAUCUGAACCCGGCUGUGACCCUGAGUUUCUGUUCAUUGGGGCAUGUGCGCUGGGGGAGGCUGGUGCCGUACUGCCUCUCUCAGCUUGUGGGGGCGUAUGUUGCAUCUGCCCUGGUGUACCUGGUCUAUUAUGAUGCUAUAAUGGACUUUAGCGGAGGGGUGUUGGCUGUACGCGGUCCAAAUGAGACGGCGUCAAUAUUCGCCACAUAUCCAUCAGAGUACAUCUCUCUUGGCAGAAGUUUCUUGGACCAGGUAGUGGGCACGGGAAUGCUGAUGGUGAGCAUCCUGGGUUUGGGCGAGCAGAGGAAUACCCCCGCCCCCCCGGGGUUAAUUCCACCCAUUGUGGGAGCAGUCAUCCUGGGGAUCUCCACGUCGAUGUCAGCCAACUGCGGGGCCGCAAUAAACCCCGCACGAGACCUGGGGCCACGCCUGUUCACACUGACCGCAGGCUGGGGCACGGAGGUCUUUACGUGUUACAACUACUGGUUCUGGGUCCCCCUCUUGGCUCCAAUGAUAGGAGGUGUCCUGGGCUCUCUGUUGUACUUGGUCUUCAUAGACUGGCACCUACCUGACCCGGACCCCCCCGCAGACCUCUGCAUCACCCCCACCUUCAACCAAGACUGCUUGCAGCCCUCCAUGGUCAAAGAAAAAGGAGGCGAAUUAAAGAUGGCGCGAUUCUAG
Molecule: messenger RNA, 1002 nt
Organism: Lampris incognitus (smalleye Pacific opah)
Lineage: Eukaryota; Metazoa; Chordata; Actinopteri; Lampriformes; Lampridae
Gene: aqp10a
Product: aquaporin 10a
Exons: 8
Coding region: 1-1002 (333 amino acids)
Biological process (GO): water transport; glycerol transmembrane transport
Cellular component (GO): plasma membrane; basolateral plasma membrane
Molecular function (GO): urea transmembrane transporter activity; glycerol channel activity; water channel activity
Source: RefSeq, a predicted model, not a curated record